GGUCAUAAGACGCAGCACCCACCGCGACUUCCCGUCCGAAGCCCCCAGUACCUACCCUGAAACCCGAUCGCCUUCCGCAGCCCAGAAGAGACAUCUUAGCUGUUGCGAGCUGAGAGGGCUUCAUCUUCCAGCUUUUCUCGAGCGUGUAUCACUGUUCGUUUCGAAUCAAUCUUUACGUUGACCCUACAAUAUGCGAUUGCGACUAGUUGUUUCCGCCUUGCCGUUCGUACUUAUAUGUAUCGCACACGCUGCUCCCGAGCCUCGGCCUGAAGCAAAAGCGGACCCAGAAGCAUUCCCAGAAGCGCAAAGCUAUGUGAACAAUGCGCCGUUUUCAGGCGCUAUCUACAUCGUCAGUCCAGAUGGCCAACCGGCGCAAGGCUCAUGUCCAGCCGUGGCUUCUCUGAGCUGCGGUGACCAAGGCCACCCAAGCUGGUGUUGCCCAGGAGGAUGCUCGUGCGUGCAGCAACAAGGAGGUUAUGUGGGCUGCUGCCCUGCGGGAAGCAAUUGCGCCGGUCCCGUAACAUACUCAACCGUGACGGUGACCGCACAAGCGCAACAAACUGUCCCGGUCGUAGUCCCGCAGCAAUUCACAACGACAGCGUACUGCCCUACCUGCUACUCACCGCCGCCUGUUGCGGCCGGCUUUUGCCAAACAUUGACUAUGCAUGGGCCUGGUCUUCCUGUAGUCACACAAGGAGAAUGCGGCACGAUUUUGAUAGUGAACGAGAGCUCGAGCUUGAAGCCAGUCGGGUUUGGACUUGUUGGGAUAUUCCUUACAAUUCAACUGGUUAUUGUGCGGAUGUUUCGUUGGAUAUGA
Molecule: messenger RNA, 817 nt
Organism: Paraphaeosphaeria sporulosa
Lineage: Eukaryota; Fungi; Ascomycota; Dothideomycetes; Pleosporales; Didymosphaeriaceae
Exons: 2
Coding region: 191-817 (208 amino acids)
Source: RefSeq, a predicted model, not a curated record